This is a messenger RNA of Cygnus atratus (black swan), 797 nucleotides long. RefSeq names its product peroxisomal biogenesis factor 11 gamma (gene PEX11G). The record is from RefSeq and is a predicted model, not a curated record. Gene Ontology annotation, biological process: peroxisome fission. Gene Ontology annotation, cellular component: peroxisomal membrane. The transcript has 5 exons. Lineage: Eukaryota; Metazoa; Chordata; Aves; Anseriformes; Anatidae. Bases 33 to 743 code for a protein of 236 amino acids.
UGCCCCGCGCGCCCCGACCAGGAAGCGUUGCCAUGGCGGCGGGGGGGCUCCGCGGCCUGGUCGCAGCCCUCGAGUCCUACCGCGGCCGGGACCGGGCGGUCCGCGCGCUCUGCUAUGGCUGCCAGCUGGCUGGCGGGGCGCUGGGAGGACGGCGGAGCCCCGCAGCUGGGCUGCCCGGGAGCCUCCUGGCCGUGUCGGCGCAGCUCAGCCACUGCCGCACCGUCCUGCGGCUCUUCGACGACCUCGCCAUGCUCAGCUACAGCCGCGGCUACGGGCUGGGGCCCGAGGACGAGGACGUGCUGGUGCGCGGGCUCUCGGUGCUCUGCAACGUGGCCGACCAGCUGUACUACCCCUGCGAGCACGUCGCCUGGGCGGCCGACGCCGGCAUCAUCCGCGCCAGCUCUAGCAAGUGGUGGGAUGCGAGCACCAGGCUCUGGGGCUUCUCCCUGCUCCUGGGUGUCCUGCGAUCCUUGAGAAUUUUGUUCCGGUUAAGAAAGAAGCUGAGGCAGCAGAAGGGUACAUCUUCACCGCAGGAUCACAAGAAAAUGAAAGCCCAAGUGAAGAGCGAAGUUCUGAGCAUCGUCAGUAACAUGGCAGAUCUCGCCAAUGCCAUCCACUGGCUGCCACCAGGAUUUCUUUGGGCUGGGCGGUUUCCGCCGUGGCUAGUAGGACUCCUGGGGACCAUCUCUUCCCUGAUUGGUAUCUACCAGGCAUCUAGAGAGGGCAAUUCUGGAGCUGUAUGAGCCAUAUUAAGCCUCUGGAACCCAGUUUUUACAUGGUAAAAAUGCAUUUAUUGG